Trichogramma pretiosum is the source of this 3245-nucleotide messenger RNA. RefSeq lists its product as uncharacterized. Bases 95 to 688 code for a protein of 197 amino acids. The transcript is spliced from 4 exons. Lineage: Eukaryota; Metazoa; Arthropoda; Insecta; Hymenoptera; Trichogrammatidae. The record is from RefSeq and is a predicted model, not a curated record.
AUUGAUCGUAUCAAAACAACUGUUGUAGUUUGACGGGCGUGAGGAAUACUCGUGCGGACCCCCAAGACUGCAUUGACCAGCGGUGCGAGUGAACAUGGCAGGCGAAUUGACGAGACGUGACUCCCAGGGUUACUCUCAUGCCUGCCAAAGAGCUGAACUCUUAGGAUUACCUACUCCGAGCGAGGCCGAGUGGUUGGCCAGCGAGGAAAGAGCUAGCAUGCUGCAGGCUCAAGAGAACGAUGAUCAGGACAUCGCAGCUGCUCAGGAACUAGACGCCAGUGAAGAAUCGUCAAAGCGCAUAGGUGGUGGUUUAGAUGAAUUGAAUGCAAUCUUGAGCGUGACGCAGAAAAAAAUCAACAAGUUCAAGAAUGUUUGCGGUAGUUUGGGUACACUUUUAAAAGCACGAGUCAGCUCUCAGACAGGAACUCCGGAACAUCAAGCUGGUUCCUCAUCAGAACCUCAAUUUGAAGGUUCUCCAACGGAAGAAAAUCAAGUGCCAGAGAACAGUGCUGGCACGGAUGUGGUUGGACAAGAAAAUGAACAACGAAUCGAUACGACUAAAAAAGCCGAACUUAAUACGAAAUUAGGCUCGCACAUUGACAAACUCGACUCGCUCAUCUCUAAAGCUGAAAAUGCUCAGUACAGUAUGAAAAAUCAGACGAAGCAAAUGAAGGCUUUUUUGAAGUGAGUCACUAAAGAGUUACUUUACAGUUUCAGUAUUGCUUUACAAGGUCAAAUCGAAUAUUUUUAUUGUUAGCGAAAGAAGAUUCAUUUGAAUGCAUUUAAUAAUUUUUUCGAUUAAUUAAUAAGAUAAAUAUUCAUUUUGAAAUUUGAACAUUUUCCAAUAUUUUUACACAGUGGGUCGUCCAACCCAUUUCGGAAAAAAACAUAUAAAUAAAUAACAUCAACGAUUCUUGUUAUUGUCUAUAAAUAUGUGAACAAGUUACAUCAAUGUUUGAAAAUAAUUCUAAUUUCAAUAACCGAGAGUGAAUUUUAUGAAAAUAUUUGUUGAUCAGUGAAAAAAAUUCAAUUGUGAUAUUUGCUUAUAUCUGACAAUUUCGUGAUUUAAACUUACACUGUGCCGAAAAAAUGUGAAUAAUUCAACUGAAAUAUUUGACUAACCCAAAUACGUUGAAAUAAAUCAUUAGAUUUCCAUUAUCGAUCGAAACAAAUGUAAACAUUUUAUUGCAUGCAAGAUUGAGCAAAAGUUGAAUUGAUCAACUGCAAUAUGGCAGUUUAUUUAAUUUAUCUUAAAGGAAUAUAUGUUAUCAAUGGACAAAUGGUGUCUCUAUUAUAAUAUGCACAAUUACAAGCAACGAAAUCGUAAACGCGACGAAGUCAUCAAACCCGAUGAUCAAUUGGCGUACAUUUUUACACGAAUGUAACUUACAAAAACAAAUCAUAGAAACGACAAUAUUAUUAAAAUGAUAUAUUCUAUUUUAUUGAGAAAAGUAAAGGGCUACUUGUAAAAAGGCAUGAUUAUUUGAGUACCCUAGGUACAUCGUGUUUUGUAUUGAAGUAUUGAAAUUUGAUAUUGAAAUUGACAGUUGUUGAAAAAUUAUACGAAUGUUUGUUGUUAUUUGCUUGAAUGUUGAUAUAAGCUAGAUAUUGCAAAGAUGUUACUAUUUUCGCGAGGAAAAUUCUUCCUAUUAUUGUCUAAAUGGUUGUUGCGAUCAGGCAAUUAUGGAAUAUUUGAUGCAAGUCAGAGAGCGAAAUGAAAUUUUAUUGAAUUUAAAAAAAUUGUAUUUUGCAAUUUGUUCGGAAAAUAAUGGACAUAUCAAUCAUAUGACAAACAGAAAUAAAUUCUGUCAUACUUAAAAAAUAUUAUCCUCGUUUUGAUGCCAGAUUACGUAUGUAAGAAAAGGUAUGAUCAGGGUUUUUAGUUUUCUAUGUUAUUGUAUCUCCAGCCUUCAAAAAGUUUGAAUUAUUUUAAAAAUUAUAUUUAAAACUUGAAUGAAAGAAAUAGUGUACUUGGAAACAUGUGAGCUUCAUCAUCAUCGAUAAAAUAGAUUAAUUCUGCUUUUAUCUGUGUUCACAGGAGCUUAAAAAUUAAUGUUCUAAGAGUGUUUUAACUUUUCUAUCGUUUCCGUGAAAACGCUUAUUGCUCGAUACUGACAAUUUUCUCCCCUUCAUAAUACCAUUAAUUAAAUUCCUUAUAUGCAAUCGAUCAGCGCCUAUGGAUAUGGUAACAAUUCCAAUUUUUUAAAACUAAAAAAUGGCCGUUCUCAAUAAAUGUAUAACCCUUUCGAUUGCACAUAGUGAAUUAGUGUUGUACUUAAAGAGUAUGAAAAAUCGCAGUAUUUUUCUAAAGAAUACGACGCAAAUGCUCGAAAUAUAUUUUUAUAUAGAGUUGUCGCAAUAAAUUAGCAUAGCAUAAAAAAUAUUAUUAUUAGCACAGUAAAAAUUGCGUAUUAAAGUUUCUGAAUCCCAUUCUCAUAUUGCUUAGUAUCUUUGAACUUUCAAAUUUUCAAAUAAAUUUGAUAUAAUUUCAAAGAUAAGUCAAUUGACAGUUAUUACGAUUUUCAUUUAUUAUAUAUGAUGUGUGAUUAAUCAUGUAUGCUAACCUUUUUACUCUUCUAAGGAAUUAUGAAGUAUUCACAUUAUUCAAAUAUGUUUUAUGGACAAUCGCCUCAGCCCAAAGGUGAAUUUCAUGAAGAUUCUGCAGUGAAAACUUUUGCAAUUAAAUUGCAGAUGAAAAAGUCUUUGAAUUAACCAAUUGACUGAUUUAACUGUUAAAAGUACAGAAAUUUAUGAUAACAAAUGUCACUUUAUUAUAAAUUUUUUGUGCAUCGAGAGAUAAGCCAAUUCUCUGUUGUAAUACUGAGUCUAAUAAAAAUACAUGUUUUUAUGAUUUUUCGCAAAAAAAAAAUCCAGUCACGUGUAUGUACAUAUGCGCGUGUGCGUCAAUGUGACAAAUAUACAUUUACUUGACUAAAAAAUUACAAUAAUAAUUUCAUUGUGAUUUCUUAUAAGUCAUUCAAUGAUUGUAACUAUACACCUGCUAUAUAAGAUAAUGUACUUCAUGUACUGUACUCCAUGAAAUAUUACGCUUCUGCCUCAAAAACUCUGAUUCUUACUUAAAUAUAAACUUAUACACAUGAAUUAUAUUUAUAAGAAAUAAAAAAACGUUACAAUAUGUCGUCCACAUAUGGAAAAAAUGAAAGAUACAUAUUAUCAUAUAACAAGUGUCUGCCGUUAUAUAUGUAUAACAAGCUUGAUCCUAAAGCAAUAAAUUUUAAUGUUGA